GAUGUAACAAAUUGUUCAUCGGAUUUAACGAUUCCAUGGUAGUGAUGAGGAACGGUUUCAAUCAUGAACCGAAGAAAGCCGCUUGGACAGAUCCUCAGCGGAAACGCGCCGACAUUGCUCCGAGAUCCAUACCGGAUUCUGGUCGGAAUGAAGCUCUCACAAAAGGAGAGAAAGUUGAUGAAAUUUUGGAAGAAGAAAACCAACCCAAUUGUCUUGAUAAUCAUUGGCCGGUGUUUUUUAUGCCUAAAUCUAUACAAGAAUUGAAAUCAGAGAAAGCAAAUGACAUAGGCCGACGUCGGAGAAGCCGACGCCGGCCAGAAACGGUGCAAAAACCGGAGGCUUGUGAUGAAACGGUUUGGGGCUGGGCGAGAGAGAAAACGGUUAUUACUAAACGAGCUUUGCUACGCUCCAGAUUCAUGGCUCUACCGCAAGGUAACGUUCCAGUUAAUGAGAACGAGGAGCUAAGAAAGUCUAUAACAGAUCUACAGGUACAAGUUCAAAAUCUUACCGGAACAAUUCAAGAGAUGAACGUACAUCAAGACAGCGACAACGAUGAUUCAGACAUAGAUGGUUCAAGUCUUAACAAUGAAGAAAACACACAGUGGGAAUUAGGGUUCAAGGUUGAGAUCCCUAAGUUCCAUGGUGGUCUUGAUCAAGCAGAAGAACUUCUCGACUGAGCACAAGAACUAGCAAGCAUAUUAGAACAACAAGAGCGUGGUUCCGCGGUUGGAACUGUACCCGAACCUUCAAAAAGCCUUGUACGGAAUGCAGCCACUAUUUCAAAGUAUGGAAACGAAACUCUCAAACUAGGUGUAGUUGGAUGUUUCUGCUUGAUCGGCAUCACGGGAAAAAUAUUGAAAAAAAUUAAUAUCGAUUUUUGAAGUUGGUUAUUAUUUUUGCUUCGUUAUCGUUUGGAAUGAUUUUGCAAAGGUGUUUGAUCUUUCAUAUUAAGAGUUUUGAUUUUAUUUUAUUAGAAUAAAAAGAUGCUUUAUUA
This is a messenger RNA of Arabidopsis arenosa, 994 nucleotides long. Lineage: Eukaryota; Viridiplantae; Streptophyta; Magnoliopsida; Brassicales; Brassicaceae. The record is from the annotation of a GenBank genome assembly.